Molecule: messenger RNA, 3690 nt
Organism: Athene cunicularia (burrowing owl)
Lineage: Eukaryota; Metazoa; Chordata; Aves; Strigiformes; Strigidae
Gene: DHDDS
Product: dehydrodolichyl diphosphate synthase subunit
Exons: 8
Coding region: 884-1885 (333 amino acids)
Biological process (GO): polyprenol biosynthetic process
Cellular component (GO): dehydrodolichyl diphosphate synthase complex; endoplasmic reticulum
Molecular function (GO): ditrans,polycis-polyprenyl diphosphate synthase [(2E,6E)-farnesyl diphosphate specific] activity
Source: RefSeq, a predicted model, not a curated record
AAAUCCUGGGGGGAAGGUUGAUUGUUGUUGGCAGCCAAAGGUGGUGCUGGGAGAGGAUGGAGCGUUAAGAGCUUCGGUAACAGAACCCGAGGUUCAGCAGUUCCUUGCCUCAAUGUUUUGUGGCUGCAUCUGUGGCUUAGGCAUCCCUUCCUGAGGGAAGCGGCAGAGAAGGCCUGUAUGGAAAAUUAAUGCAAUCAAGUGUAAUUUGAAUCUGCCUGGGUCCCUAGAUGGAUACCAGGAGGCUGGAGUUGGACUGUUGCCCCCACAAUGGUUUCUUCAUAGCUGUUUUGUCCACGCCUCUAUGGGUUCCUAGCUGAGGGAACUGAAGAUUAAUGUUCAGCAAAUGUAUCUUGUUAGCUGCAACCAGAUCUUAGUAUUUGAUGUGGAGUUAAUGUGGUAAAAACCCCAAUAUUUUUACAGCUUCUACUUGUGAAAAGACAUAUCAGUGGUGACACAAGUGCAGGGUAGUUGCUGAUGUAGAUAGUUGCUUCAUUUGAAAGAUUUCACAUUAAGCACUGAAGGUCAGUUUGUGCUGCUGCUGCCUUGUGACUUGCUUGGUGGUAGCUCAGGUUGUGGGUCUGGACUAACCAGCUGGUUCAGCUGGAAGACGCUGUCGUGGUUUUUUAUUGCUACUGGCUAGUGCAGAAUCCCUCUGAUGACAUACAGCUGGAAAGUUCCAGAGCUCACUUCUGAGUUCCCUCAUUGUCUUCUUACGAAAGUACUUGCACGGGUCAUAAAAAGGGCUCCAAAACAGCUAGUCAAAGCUUAAUUUUCUAAGGUGAUGGUUUGUAGUGUUGCUUUGGGUUUAAACACAGUCUUCUGUACCUCUAAUCCCUUUAUUUUCAUCUUCCCAUUGAAAAAGAAAAGGAGCUCUCAGUAAAUCAUGUCGUGGAUCAGAGAGGGCGAGCUGACCAUCAUAGAGCGAUUUUGUGCCAACAUCAUUAAGGCAGGUCCGAUGCCCAAGCAUGUUGCCUUCAUCAUGGAUGGCAAUCGCCGUUACGCCCAGAAGUGUCACGUGGAGAGGCAGCAGGGGCAUUCGCAAGGCUUUGAUAAGCUGGCACAGACACUACGGUGGUGCUUAAAUCUGGGCAUUCGGGAGGUCACUGUUUAUGCCUUCAGUAUUGAGAACUUUAAACGCUCCAAGGAGGAGGUGGAUGGACUAAUGGAUCUGGCAAGACAGAAAUUCAGCCGCCUACUGGAAGAACAGGAGAGCUUGAAGAAGCAUGGUGUGUGUAUCCGUGUCCUUGGGGACCUGCCGCUUCUGCCCUUGGAUAUUCAGGAGCUGAUUGCCCAAGCUGUGCUGGCAACUAGGAACUACAACAAAUGCUUUCUAAACGUCUGCUUUGCGUACACGUCGAGACAUGAAAUCAGCAAUGCUGUCAGGGAGAUGGCAUGGGGGGUGGAACAAGGAUUGCUCGAACCCAGUGAUGUGUCUGAAUCGUUGCUUGAUAAGUGUCUGUACACCAACAACUCCCCUGACCCAGACCUCCUGAUUCGAACCUCUGGAGAGGUUCGGUUGAGUGAUUUCUUGCUCUGGCAGACAUCCCAUUCAUGCCUGGUGUUUCAGUCAGUCUUGUGGCCAGAAUAUUCCUUUUGGAACUUGUGUGAGGCCAUCCUUCGGUUCCAGAUGAACUACAGUGCUUUACAGAAGGCCAGAGACUCCUACAUGGAGGAAAGGAGGCGACAACAGAUGGAAAGGGAUCAGGCUUAUGUGACAAGGAAGCUGCAGCAGGAGGGCUUUGCGUCCCACGGAGACUCCUGGCGCCGACGGACACUGUUGCAGAAAUGCACGGCCAUGCGGGAAGAGAGAAUCCAGGGCUUUCUACAGGCACUAGAGCACAAGAGAGCGGACUUCUUUGAAAGAUUGUGUACGGUGUCUGCAUGACAUAGGUGCUGGGUUGUUCUUGGGAAGACAGUUAACGGUGUUAGAGGGAACAGCUGCUGCCCAGAGGAAAUCACUCGGUGUGGUUCUGCGGGGGGGAUGCAGGGUGGCUGUAGGACUUGAUGACCCCUCUGGCCCUGUCUGAGGGCAGGGACAGAGUACUGUGAACCUUUCUAGUUCUGUGAUUGCUGCUGGGGAAGGGAAUGCCGUCCUUCUGUCUCGCCUCCCUGCCCCUGACGCUGCAGGAUACAUGCACCCUGCUAUAUCUCUGCUGCUUGGCACUUGACAGGCCUUGGGGUGUUUUGGUGACGUUAACUAAAAAGAGCCUCCAGUUCUCUUUGGCUUCUCAUGAAUUGGCCCAGGCGAACCACUUCAGCCCUGUUAAAUCAGUGUGCACUUCAAUUCCUUCCAUGGCUGUGCAGGAGGGAAUCUUCUGUUGAGAUUUCCUCUGCCGUCCCAAAAGGGCAGCCUUGCUUUCUGUAGGGAGAGGAUUAUUCCUGGUGCAGAAGGGAGCCCUGUGCAAAGUGGUGGCAGAAAUACUCCCCACUGCCUGCUUCAUGAGAGCAUCUUGGUUUUCUCUAUCUUACUGUGCUGGUUUUGAGCUAUCUGCUCUUGGCUUCCAAAGUUAAAGCGAGGUGUUGUCAGCCUUGCUCUAAAGAGAAAAAGAUAGUCCAGAGCUUCACCAGGUCCUGCGAUCCCUUCUGAGUGCUGUAUGUGAGGAAAACCAAGAUGCUGAUGUUGGAACAGACUGACUGUGCUUAGGAAAGAGGCUCUGAGCAGGCAAGAAAACAGGAUUGGUUGGGAAUUAACUUAAUGGCUUAAAAAGGAAAAUAAGUUAGCUAAAAUUGGGUGAUGGAUACAGUAUGCCAAAUUCCUCUGACCUCUCUAGAGCUGAGACUUUCAAGUCCUGCUUCCAGGGAGUGAGGAUGGGCUUAGUUCAGGAAUACAGCAGCGAAACCUGACCUCUGACCCCAGCCAAAAUGAAGGGUUACCUAGAUUGUGACAGGAGUGGCCGGAGCAGCUGGGGAGUGUUGUUUGUUCUCAGUGUUCCAUCAGCAGGGAGGUGGACUAGCUAAUUUCCAAGAUUAUUUCCGUCUCUAAUUUCUCCUGGUUUCCGUCCCCGUGGUCAAAAUAACUGAAAUGUCUUGCUUUUUGUUUCUGAUGCACAUAUAGGUGCAGCAGUACCAGCUGUUGCUGGUUUUAAAGUGUUCCUUUUUAUCUCCAGGUGAAAACUAGAAAAAUGCAGAUAUAAGAGACUUGUAAGUGCUGCAGACUCAGCACUCUGAAUGUGAUUGUGAAGAGGAUAACUACAUUGUCAAAUCGUCAAUAAAGCAUAUUCAUACCAAACUUAUUUAAAAAAUAAGCUGAACAUUUAAAAGGACGCAGAGCUGCUUAUUCUGAGGUGUUGAUGAAGCUGGCAUCCAGGUUUAAUAUAAUACUGUUUAACCUGUGACAGACUCGAUAUUUGAUUCCUGUUAGACUGAAAACAAUUUGAAGGCUGUGUUCUUUUUACAGUCUAGUGUGAGCAAUUUGCCGAUACCCCAAGGCUUGGCCGAAGGAAGCUCCGUGCGCAUACCUCCUCUUGCGUAAGUAGCAGACAGUACCUCGGAUAAAAGUGUGCUGAGAUAAUGGGAGCUGUCAAUUUUAAACUUCUUUUGCUGCAUUUUAUUUUCUCUGUCUUCACAUUACAGGAAGCUGUGUGUGGAAAUAGUUUACUCUCCAUGAGAUGGAGCACUCUCCAGUCAGCUUUGCCGUGCUGAUGGGGAGACUCUUCUACCUGAGAAUGUACUUUUGCCUGAAAAGAAAAA